Beta vulgaris subsp. vulgaris (sugar beet) is the source of this 1263-nucleotide messenger RNA. Its product is annotated as leucine-rich repeat extensin-like protein 3. The coding region runs from base 39 to 1082 and encodes 347 amino acids. The transcript is spliced from 2 exons. NCBI's taxonomy places the organism in Eukaryota, Viridiplantae, Streptophyta, Magnoliopsida, Caryophyllales, Amaranthaceae. The record is from RefSeq and is a predicted model, not a curated record.
CCUUCUAUACUACCCCAUCCCCCCCCCCCCCCUCUCCAAUGUCUCUUCUCACAAACAGAAUGGCUUUCUCUCUACUCCUUAUGAUUAUCUUCGGCCACCCGCUCGCUCUUCUGGCUCACUCGACACCGCCCAUCAGCUCUCGCAUCACUGUGGUAGGUGCGGUUUACUGUGAUACGUGCCUCAGUGACGGCUUUUCAAAACACAGCUACUUCAUCCCAGGUGCUGAUGUACACAUACAAUGCAGAUUUAAUGCAAAUGUGCCAAAAACAACGGAGAUGAUAAGCUUCUCAGUUAACAGGACAACUGACAUAUACGGAGUAUAUAAGCUGGAAAUACCUUCUGUUGAAGGGGUAGAUUGCGUAGACGGUCCUCCGAUCCAAUCCUUUUGUCAGGCAAGUUUGCUAGAGAGCUCAUCUUCAGCUUGUAAUGUUCCAUCCCUGAAAGCAACAACAACAGAAGUUUCAGUCAAAUCCAAACAAGAGAAUCUCUGUGUUUACAGCUUCACUCCUCUGAGUUUCAGACCGAGUAAAAGGAACGACACCAUUUGCAGGAAAAGAGGACAUAAAUCAUCACAAGCUUCAUCUAGGAGUAUAUCACAAGCUGCAAACCUGCAACCUUUAUCAUUCCCAUUUUCAAGUCCACCACCCUUUUUACCCUUUCCAUUCCCUUUUUCAAGCCCUCCACCCUCUUUACCCUUCCCAUUCCCGUUUUCGAGCCCUCCACCCUCUUUACCCUUCCCAUUCCCAUUUUCGAGCCCUCCACCCUCUUUACCCUUCCCAUUCCUGUUUUCGAGCCCUCCACACUCUUUACCCUUCCCAUUCCCGUUUUCAAGCCCACCACCCUCUUUACCAUUCCCACAUCUUCCUCCAUUCCCUUCAGUUCCAUCCUUCCUUCACUCACCUCCUCCUCCUCCACCAUCCUUCGAUCUAGGAGACCCAAGAACAUGGAUACCUCACAUUCCGCUCAUAUCUCCACCACCCCCACCCCCACCACCACCUAUAUUUGAUCUCCGCGAUCCAAAAACUUGGACACCAUUAAUUCCUCCAUUAAGUCCACCAAACCUUCAAAAACAGAAUCCAUAAACGUAUGUUCUGUUUUUUCUCUUAUCUAAGAUUAUUGUGUGCAAAUUUUGUUCUUUGCUAUACAGAUUGUAACCCAUAUAUAAGUCUAUGUGUACAGUUUAAUUCUAUGUAUAAAUACUGUAAUGUAUUGGUACUCAAAUCACUUCAUCCAAUAUUGCAUAGGCAUUCUUAUUUAUGGUCA